Molecule: messenger RNA, 411 nt
Organism: Rotaria socialis
Lineage: Eukaryota; Metazoa; Rotifera; Eurotatoria; Philodinida; Philodinidae
Source: the annotation of a GenBank genome assembly
AUGGCUCGAACAAAACAAACUGCUCGUAAAUCAACUGGUGGUAAAGCACCACGUAAACAAUUGGCUACCAAGGCUGCACGUAAAUCGGCUCCAAGUACCGGAGGUAUUAAAAAACCACAUCGUUUUCGUCCUGGUACAGUUGCUUUACGUGAAAUUCGUCGUUAUCAAAAAUCGACUGAAUUAUUGAUUCGUAAAUUACCAUUUCAACGACUUGUUCGUGAAAUUGCACAAGACUUCAAAACUGAUUUACGUUUUCAAUCGGCUGCUAUUGGAGCACUUCAAGAAGCUAGUGAAGCUUAUUUAGUAUCACUUUUUGAAGAUACAAAUUUAUGCGCUAUUCACGCAAAACGUGUCACUAUUAUGCCAAAAGAUAUCCAAUUAGCACGACGUAUUCGUGGCGAACGUGCUUAA